Messenger RNA from Trematosphaeria pertusa, 944 nucleotides. RefSeq lists its product as uncharacterized. The transcript has a single exon. The coding region runs from base 172 to 825 and encodes 217 amino acids. NCBI's taxonomy places the organism in Eukaryota, Fungi, Ascomycota, Dothideomycetes, Pleosporales, Trematosphaeriaceae. The record is from RefSeq and is a predicted model, not a curated record.
UUGUGUACCCAAACUAUCGUGGAUCUACAGCGGACAGACACGAAACGGAAAUUUGAAACUGCGAGGGGAGACCAAAGGGGAUAAGAUUGGAGAGGUGAGGUUCGAGGGUAUGCGACUCAGGUCUCAGAGCCAGUUCCUGUUGUAACGGACAUCGAGCUGCUCUACGUUGUGAUGAAGUGGUUUCGCAGGAAGCGAAGUCAGCUCCGGGAGCGCUUUGCUCCUCUUACCGAAAUUUGGUGGGUGAAGAUCGCGAACGGCAGAAAGUGGCUCAUGGUGGAAGUGUGGUUGGGUUGGGGUGGGGCACCGAGGCGGGCUGAAGCUGAACUGGACGAGACGCAGAAGUCCACGAUAUGCUGGCUUGUUUCCGUAGUACUUGUUCCUCCGCGGAGACUCUUUUUUCGUGACCAGAUCACCGGUCGAGAAGGAACUUGGCUCCUGGAGCAACCGUCUUCUUCCUGUUCAUCUACGGUUCGGAUUCUGCGAUUCGUGUGCCGAUACCUGCCCAUAUUGUACACGGCAUUGGUGAGGAAGAGGCCUGAUCAACGGUCGAGCCGAUACCCAAUCUUAGCGCCUCCAACGGUCCGUCUCCUACAACCCCUUGUUCAGAUGGUCCUUUCCCUUCAACCCCUCCUUUUCAAACCCGACCUCGAAAUCGCCGUCCGCUGUCUCCUAGUAUGGCCGAUACGUUCGUUUAUUAUAUUCGAAACUGCCCAAAUCCUCCAACAGUCUGCAGGUAGUCAGUAUUCCGCAUCGUGCGAUGGUGCCAUCGGCGUGUACCUAGAGCUCCACGUCGCGAUGAUCCGCAUCGACGGUUGCAAAGGAUAGGGAUCCUUUGCUAUUCUUUCAUUAGUGUGCUUCUUAUCGUCAGUACAUUCGACAAAGGGUCGAGACCUGGCACACCGCAAUGGAAGCGUUGGUUGGCAACCAACACGGUCUCUACUAUU